CGUCAUACCCUAUGAGCUGAGGGGUUUUCUCAUUUUUAAAUGGCUGGAGAAAAACUAAAAUAUGGGAGGAAGUGUCAGCCGCUAUGUGCUGGAUGCCGAUUUGACAAGAUCAAAGCUGCAGGAAAAUGGACAGUGAGGUUCAGAGAGACGGAAGGAUCUUGGAUUUGAUUGAUGAUGCUUGGCGAGAAGACAAGCUGCCUUAUGAGGAUGUCGCAAUACCACUGAAUGAGCUUCCUGAACCUGAACAAGACAAUGGUGGCACCACAGAAUCUGUCAGAGAACAAGAAAUGAAGUGGACAGACUUAGCUUUACAGUACCUCCAUUAGAACGUGCCCCCCAUUGGAAACCGACACUUGGCUCCUUUCUUGCUGGCGAAUUUUCUAAAAGUACACAGAGAAAAAAUGUUUUGUUUCAGUCUCC
Saimiri boliviensis boliviensis (Bolivian squirrel monkey) is the source of this 420-nucleotide messenger RNA. The record is from RefSeq and is a predicted model, not a curated record. NCBI's taxonomy places the organism in Eukaryota, Metazoa, Chordata, Mammalia, Primates, Cebidae.